UGCUGUCUGCUUGAGAGUGGAGUCUUUCGGCAGGUCAAUGACUCGAGGUUCAUACUGCUUGAAUUGUGGCAUCUCAGCAGCCACCUUUCCAGGAGUACGCUGUGGAGCUUUGAUGGGUUCAAUUACUACUACGAUUCAUAUAUGAACCACGUAACGACUUUGUUCUUCAUUACCGUUAGUUUUCAAUGGAACAGGGUCUGGUUUGGGCUUGAUCUUUGGCGGAGGUGCGGCAGGGGCUGGCUUAGCUGGCGGUGCAGGAGCAGCUUUCGGUGCGGCCGGAGCUGCUGCAGGUUUAGCUGGAGCCUUCGGUUGUGCUGCUGCUGCUUUCUGUUGAGCUUGUUGGGCUUUAGCUCUCUCCUGCGCCUCGAUUUGAGCCUUUCUCGCCUUUUCAAGUGCUUCUGCUUGAGCUUUCUUGGCUUGUGCUUCAGCCUGAGCCUUUGCCUGAGCUGCUUUAGCUUUAGCUUCUUCCUGUGCUUUUCUCGCCUGAGCCUCCGCUUGUGCUUUUGCCUGAGCCGCCUUUGCCUGAGCAUCAGCUAACGCCUUUGCUUGCGCUGCUGCUUUUGCCUUUUCCUCUGCUUCCUUCUUAGCCUUCGCUUCGGCUUCCGCUUUGGCCUGCUGGACUUUUCGGAGAGCUUCUUCUUGAGCCUUCCUUGUUUGUUCCUCCGCUGCUCUCAGUGCUGCUUCUUGUUGUGCUUUCAUUUGUGCCUGGCGCUCCUCGGCUGCCUUCCUUUCAGCUUCCGCCUGGGCUCUGGCCUGCAAAGAGCACAUAAGUGUUGA
Haemonchus placei is the source of this 777-nucleotide messenger RNA. The record is from the annotation of a GenBank genome assembly. Lineage: Eukaryota; Metazoa; Nematoda; Chromadorea; Rhabditida; Trichostrongylidae.